UCUCUCUCUCUUGCUGUGUGCAUGUGUAUGAAAAUGUGUUUGUCCAUCACAGCCUGCUUACCAGACCAGCGCAGACGCCCUCCGAGUGUGACUUCCUCCAUUAAGUUAGAAAGAACAGCAGCAGGUAAAUGAAGUACACAUUUCAGUCAGAUGAGUGCAUGGUCAUCACUAUACCUCUGGGCAGUCUCAGAGAUGCUCAGGAGGGCCAGCUGAUGCCUGAGAAGUUCCACUGUGUCUUCAAAGAUGUCUACAAGGUCUUCCUCAAGGGUCAGCCUAAAGCUCUGGGGGCAGCUCAGCUCAUUGCUGGAGUCCUUGUCUUGAUUCUGGGGCUACUGCUUGUCCAGCACAGACCAUUAGUUCUGAUCUACACCAUGCCCAGUGUCCUGUUUGUUGCUGCCGGAAUACUGACCUAUGCUGCAGGUCAUUCUCCAGAUAUGUGUGUGGCCAAACUGUCAUUUUCCUUGAACAUCGUCAGCUGUUUCUGGACAUUAGCUGCUGUUGCUCUCUGCACUGCUGAUGUUAUCUCUUUUGGUUUCCACGGGGACCAUCAAGAGGUAUUUUCUGGAAUCAAAUGGAUGAUUGUAGUUCUCCUGGUCAUUGAACUGGUCGUUGCCAUGGUGGUGAUCUACUGGGAGAGUAAAGCAGUGUGCAGACAGCACUUCAACAUUCUGCCCAUGGUCACCCUGAAGCAGGACGUAUGAACAAACAACAAACAAUUAAGUGAAAUCAUUACUAAACUUGUAUGACAUUUGUUUUACUUGUGCCAAUUCAUAGUGGUUACAGAUAGUCUUCACAUUGUGUUUAUUAUUAUGAUGUAGUAUUGAUUACCUAUAAUGUAGUAGUGAUUAUAUAUGAUGUAGUAGUUGUUACCUAUGAUGUAAUAGUGAUUACCUAUGAUGUAGUAGUGAUUACCUAUGGUGUAGUAGUGAUUACCUAUGAUGUAGUGGUGAUUACCUAUGGUGUAGUAGUGAUUACCUAUGGUGUAGUAGUGAUUACCUAUGGUGUAGUAGUGAUUACCUAUGGUGUAGUAGUGAUUACAUAUGGUGUAGUAGUGAUUAAUAGUGUGAUAGGGGCGGCAGGUAGCCUAGUGGUUAGAGUGUUGGGCCAGUAACCGAACGCUUGCUAGAUCGAAUCCUGAGCUGACAAGGUAAAAAUCUGUCAUUCUGCCCCUGAACAAGGCAGUGUUAACCGGUAGGCUGUCAUUGUAAAUAAGACAUUUGUUCUUAACUGACUUGCCUAGUUAAAUAAAGGAUAAUACAAAUACAAAAUUA
Salvelinus fontinalis (brook trout) is the source of this 1271-nucleotide messenger RNA. Its product is annotated as membrane-spanning 4-domains subfamily A member 4D-like. The coding region runs from base 129 to 701 and encodes 190 amino acids. NCBI's taxonomy places the organism in Eukaryota, Metazoa, Chordata, Actinopteri, Salmoniformes, Salmonidae. The transcript has 7 exons. Gene Ontology annotation, cellular component: membrane. The record is from RefSeq and is a predicted model, not a curated record.